Molecule: messenger RNA, 799 nt
Organism: Phoenix dactylifera (date palm)
Lineage: Eukaryota; Viridiplantae; Streptophyta; Magnoliopsida; Arecales; Arecaceae
Source: RefSeq, a predicted model, not a curated record
UGGUGGUUUCUUAAAGCAUGCACCCCAAAGUUUCAGACACUUGCCAUUUGCAUUAUAGAAGCAAGCAAUCCUCCUUCUUCAACCCACCCAUCGUGCAUGUGCUUCCCCACUCUUUAUCACUUCUUGAUGAUCACAAUGGCUGAAUCCCAUGAUUCCCUCCACCUCCAAUGUAAACUAAGCUACAUCAGACUGACCAAUCUCGGCAACGUUGGUCUCACGAAGAAUCUCUUUAUGAGAUGCUAUAUCUCUGCUGGGAGUGGAAGGAGGAUUCAGAUCGACACUCGUGAAAUCCCAUCGAGGGAUGAUCUAACAUGGGACUGCAUCGCAUCGGUGGAGUGUCAGGGGCCCUCGAGCCGGAUGCAAGAGCUACGAGAGCAACACAGCAUCGUGUUCGAGCUACGCCGGAGGAAAGAGAUGCCGGUUCUUGGGAGACUAGCAAGGUCUGAGCUUUUCGGAAGAGCUGAGAUUGCAUGGAGAGAUGUAUGGGGGUCAACUGACAUGUCCGUAGAGAGACAGGUUAGUCUUGGUCCGACGAAAUGUUUGCCCGUUGCCGUUGAGCCGCCUGUGUUGGUGGUCAGGGUGGAGGUUGGAGUGUCAAAAGCGGCGGAGAAUGGGAGAGUUGGCCGGAGGGUAGAGUGGAAGGAGGGAUGUAGCUGUGGAGACUGUGAGUGGAGGAGCGUGGGCGAGGACGAGGUGGGUGUGUUUGCAGUGGCAGAUGAUGCAUGCGAGUAGUUCUCCAUGCUAAACUUAUAUUACUGUGCAUUUGUUUCAAUCUAAUUGUAUAAUUUUUGUUUCUCCA